Molecule: messenger RNA, 3969 nt
Organism: Chara braunii
Lineage: Eukaryota; Viridiplantae; Streptophyta; Charophyceae; Charales; Characeae
Source: the annotation of a GenBank genome assembly
UCAGCUCCCCUACACGCACCGUUUGGCGACCAUCGUGUCGAACACGACAUGGACACUGUUAUCUGGUGACCAGACGGUGCAUGAAGGGCCUCUUGGUCGACAUUGGCACGACAGACAAUAGUGUAGCUGUCGUGUCCAACACGACGGUUGGUCAGCCCGCGCAGUGCCAUCAGGUUCGGCACGACAGUGCUGGAGGACGUCGUGGCACGACGACACCGCAAUGUCGCUCUCGUGUCGGAUACGACAGUACUGGAGGACGUCGUGGCACGACCGUCGAGUUCGACACGACAGUGAAACGACGACGAGCUGGCGGGCUGCGGCCCGCUUCAGUUGCUCUGUGUUCCUGUCUACUCUUGUUCUCAAGUGCUGUGGUGUUUGCACGUCGAGAAGAGGAGGCUACUGGUCGGCAGGGGAAAUCUGCGAUGGACGUUGUGCCGAGGCGUAAAAGGUCUGGUGACACGUCCGCUGCAGGUGUGGGAGACGAGGUGCCUGUCGUCGACCACAACGACAAGUGCUGGAUGUUGGACUGGGUGGGUGGAAUCGGGGAACGCUCGGGUGGGCUCGCUUUGUACGUGGUGAUAAAAGAUAACAUUGUUCCGAUUGGCGGUGUGGUUAAGUGGAGUGGAGAAAAAUCGCCGUCGGCCAUGUUGGAGUUGACGAUGGUCCUUAACGCUAGAGGGCAUGAGCCGGUGGUGCAUGCUUCCGACCGCAUAUCUGAACCGAAAAGCGUGCUUUCGUCGUCUUUGGAGGCGGCUCCGUCGUCGAAACCGAUCGUUAUAGGUGUCCGCCCUCCGCCAUCAAUUCGGACUACGGUUGCUGCAACACGAGUUCCGAAAUCAGGGCAGAUCGGGGAGAAAGGUCCGUGUCGCGGCCAAAUCGUGCCGUCAGCCCCUGUGAAGUGUAGACGAACAUCAACCAAGGAACCCGUUUCCUUGGUCCGCCCGCCGCGCUAUGAGUUGGCCAUUCCUGCUCGGUCGCAUUAUUUUGGAGAUGACGACGAGGAGAACAACGAAGAAAAAUGGGAGCGCGAUGAAGAACGAGAAGAAUGUGAGGAGGGUGGCGAAGAAGAGGAAGUAGAGAGUGAACACACAAUCAGCGAGAGGGCUGGGCAGGACAAGUUGGAGGGUCGUCUAGGGGUUGAGUAUGAGGACGAAGGGCAAGAAGAGGAAACGACCGACGAGGGAGGGCAUGCAGAUGUGCAUCGGGGUUCCAAACGAACGCAGCUGCUCGCGCCGGGUCAUGGGCAUUGGGAAGCGGAUCCAGGGCGCGGGGAAAUGCACCGCGAAGUUGGGGUCGAGCCGGUGCAUGCCGAUGCAGUACGACUAGCUGAGAAGAAAAGGAAGAUGAGGCGCGAGAGAAGAAGUGCUAUGGACAGUAAGAAAACCAAGCAGGAGGGGGGAGCCAAGCAAGAGGAGGGCAAACGCAAGUUGAAAAUGCUGGUAGUUGAGGAGGCCGUCCAACGUACGCGGGAGGCUGAGGAGGCCAUGAAGAAAAAACGGCAGCCAAGGAAAAAAACAGCGAAGGGAGGUGUGAUGGAAAAAACUUCCGUUUUUUCAUCGGACCAGCCACAGUCGGAUGAAGACGCUGUGGGCAAGACAGUCACCAGACCGCCCGGUUUGCAGAUUCUGCCGCAUGGGAAUUCUUCUGGUCAUCUGAGCAAAGGCUUCUUCCUUGAGUUCGACGAGAAUGGUAACCAGAGGCCGGAAAUGCAGUUCAUUUCUGUCAAGUUGGACAGGAUUCGGGAUAUCCCUGAUGAGGAAUUAAGAUAUAAUCAACGCUUCCUCGAUCAGGAGCUUAUUGAUGACCUUUACAAAACAAUGGUUGAGUCGGGUGAGGCAGCUAUCAGAGAGAGAACGCCCGGGGCAGCCGGGGUGAAUGUAUGUGCAUUGUACGAGAAGCCUGUCCUUCUGUUGAUUGGGCUACAUGAUACAAUGCAUACUGACACUUCCGCAGCCGGUCGCCCAGAAGCUAUAGGCGGAACUGCUGCAGACGUCAAAAAUAAGGAUUACAGAGAGUUUGCGGCGAUGGCUCUGCGCACGACCGGGAGUGAUCAUUUGGUUACUCUUUCACUUCAGGUUUGGAGCAGAGAGUGGUCCGACUUCCUCGGGCCUUACAUGAUAUUGGCAAGGGCGACGGACGAUGUGUUCGACAAGGUGCAACAAGUGUAUUCUGCUUGGGAGAGUGGACAGUUGCCGGGGAGAGAUGGUAUGAAGCCUGCCACCAAACAAGGUGAAUCGGGGAAAGCGCCGAGACCUGGCCUCGGAUUCGAGUUGGAAAAAGGAGUCAGGGUUCCAAUGCACUGGAUUCAGGGUACUAGAGGACCUGGUUACCUCGUGGUUGUGCGCGAUCCGGAUGUCAAAUCAUGGAAGGCUAUGUCUACGUUGGGGAGGCGUGAGAGGCUGCAGCUGUUGAGAGACAUUCUCACGGGAAGUGUUGUACUGGCUCCAAGGCUAAGUAAAGCUGCUCAGACUGCCGGAAAACAUUCGAUGGAGACAUACGAUGAAAUGGUGAAGCAGGAAAGAGCAAUGUUGAGAAUGUUUCACUACUUCGUCUUCAUUUCUGACCCUCACAAGAAGCCAUCAGAGUGGAAGGAACCAUUCUUCGACAACCUUUCUGAUUUGUUCGCUAGGUAUUCUGAUCAGGGAUUGACAUCGGAGAGGUGGAUCGACCAGCGACGACAUUUCAAAGAAACGAGUUGGGUGCGGUCAUUUCCGACUACACUUGGAGGCAAGGAUGAGAAAAGAGAGGAGGGCUUCAAGAAAACAAAAUCAAUUGCAAAUAAAUGCCCCGAAGAGUUCAUUCAAUUUGUCAACAAGUUGUUGCGUAGAUCUGAAACUGGGGGUUCGCAUAACAUUCGUAUGUCGGGACAAGCGAGAUACAUAUAUUUCCAGAAACAGGAUGUGACAUCUGUAUUCGUGCCGUUCCAGUGGGAACCGAGCGAUGUUUCAGACGAGAUGGAUUGCAAGGAGAUGUUUAGAGCCGUCAGACACCUGACGUUCCACACAGCCGUCCUGGAUUUGUGCCGCCCGACCCAGAUGGGUGCGUGGAUUGAACAAGUGUUUCAUGAACUCAAGAAGUCCAUGGACAAACUUGGCGGUGAGUAUUGGACAUUGUUGUGCUUCGUUCCACGCCCUUGCGAGUUCACAUUCUUCAGGCGAGUCGCGAUGUGGGACAUUCAAUUGGAUCUUCUCAAAUGGACUCGUCUACAACAAACAAAGGGGAAAGUGUACAAGAUUGCAAACUUGCCUUUGGAGGACACAAACAGAAUGGUGGUCAUCAUGUACUCCAACGACGGGGAUUUUCAUCGCAACACUAUUCCCUUGUUUGAAGAUAUUCAAGCUGCAGGUCCAUCAUCUGCCGAGCGGGUGGCUGACAUAUCGGCACUUGUGCGGAGAGAGAGAAAGCCGAAGAUGUUGACUGAUGUCGUGGAGAAGAACUUUCUACCAUCAAAGUGGAAAAUGACAGUUAUGGAUCCACCGGAGAAAGUGGUCUAUGAUGGUAUGGAAAGGGAGCCGAAUGCGAUGGUGGAGACAUUGGAACAUUUUUGUCCUGCGGAUGAGACUGUCGUUUUCCUCGAGAAAGGUCAUGCGGGAUUGGUUUGGGAGCUGUUAAAUAGUCACCGUCAUUGCAUUGUGCUGGAAGGGGAGGGUAUGAAGUUCGAGUUCCUCAUUCAGUUCAUUGACAAGAUGGUCAAAACUCGAGAUUACCACGCCAACUUUACUAAGCCGCCUCCUCGACAUGAUGAAGGGCGUGAUCUCGUCUACAAGGUUGGCCAAAACGUGGUCAAUAUUUGGGAGUUUCUCUUUGAAACAAAGCCGCAAGACAAAGGGGAACGUACUUAUGUCCUCAGAAGAAGAAAAGUGGAGAAAGCUCUUGAGGGGUUAUCAUAAAGCACCAUUGGAGAAGGAGGUUUCAUUUCUCGACCGCUUGGAGACCAUGUACUUCGACCAACAAAUCGGGGCGUUUACA